GUGGUUUCCUGCAAAUUGUUAAAUAGAGCUAUCACAUAUGGAAAGAUGCAUAUGUAAGUGUAACCAUGCAGCUUACAGUACUGACAUUUCUGUUGUUAAUUUUCGGUGUUAGCAUUAAAGCACAAGUACCAAAUACGAACAAAACUGUAAACCCUCCACCUUCUCCUCCUCCUCCGAAUCAUAAAGAGAAACCUAGCGGAGAACAUUGGCCUGGAUUGUAUAAGGAUAAGGACAAAAUUAGAAACAGAUUAGCUGACUGGUUGUUAAAUGGAAAUUGGGGGAACGACAGUGCUCCUCCAAAAGAAAGACAUUAUGAAUAUGAAGGAUAUGACGGAUUUUAUAACAACAUUGCGGUACCCGACUUAGGAGCUAUCGAUAAACCCCUUCUGAGGAGGUGGCCUGCUGCUUACAAGGACGGUAGCUACGAACCUUCCGGAUAUGACAGGCCGAAUCCUAUCGAACUCAGCGAUCAAUUGCUAAAUGGGGAUAUUGGUCAAAUGUCACAAAAAGGAAGAAAUGCAUUAUUCUUAUUUUUUGGUCAACAAGUAGUGGAAGAGAUAUUGGACGCUCAAAGACCAGCUUGUCCGCCGGAAUAUUUUAACAUAAAAAUUCCGGAAAAACAUAAGUAUAGGAAGUACCACACAGAAAUGCCGGUGCUAAGAACUCGUUAUGACAUGCGCACUGGAUAUAGCCCGAAUAACCCAAGACAACAGUUAAACGAAAUAACUCCGUAUUUCGAUGGGGGUUUAUUCUAUGGUACAACAAAAUUGUGGUCUGAUCAGCUGAGAACUUAUCAAAAUGGAUCUAUGGAUCAAUAUGGUCUGUUAGCUUCUUCUGAGAACGAAUUGUUCCCAGAAUACAACACCCAUAGACUUCCCAUGGCUAAUCCACCCCCUCCAAUUUAUCAUGCUCAUUACACUAAGAUGCACGAAACCGCAAAAGUCAAUAGAUUUUUUAAGUUGGGAAAUCCCAGAGGCAAUGAAAAUGCUUUCCUGCUAAGUUUUGGAAUAAUGUGGUUCCGUUGGCACAACUACUUAGCAAAAAGAAUCCGACACCACCAUCCUAAAUGGUCUAGUGAAAAAAUUUACAAUGAAGCCCGAAAAUGGGUUAUAGCGACCCAGCAGAAUAUAGUAAUGUAUGAAUGGUUACCAGUACUUCUAAGUAUAUCGAAAAAUGCAUAUAAUUAUGAUAAAUAUGAUCCAAGCGUAGAUCCUCAAAUAGAUCAGUUCUUUCAGUCAGCAGCUUUCAGAUUUGGUCAUACUCUGGUAGUACCAGGUGUCUACCUUCGUGAUUAUAUUCGAAAUGGUUGUAAAACAAGGUUUAAUUCAUGGAAUAAACCUGCAGUAAGGACUUGUAACAUAUUUUGGAGACCCCAAGAACCCAUUCUGAAUAGAACAGAGGAAAAAGAAUUUCUUGACAUAGAUAGACUUUUAAUGGGUAUGUCGGUGCAAUUAACAGAAAAGGAAGACCAUGUUAUUGUCCCCGAUUUACGUGGAAAUGUUUUCGGACCUUUGGAGUUUCCUAGAAGGGAUUUGAUGGCAAUUAAUAUACAAAGAGGUAGAGACCAUGGACUGCCUGAUUUUAAUUCUGCAAGAAAAGCAUUUGGUUUAAAACCAUAUACAGAUUUUAAUAACUUUAGCGUUUCAAAUGAGAUUAAAACCAAACUUAUGUCAUUAUAUAAAAAUAAUAUAAACAAUAUAGACCCGUGGAUAGGAGGAAUUUUGGAAACACGUGACGGACCAGGGGAAUUAUUUGCAAAAGUUAUCUUUGAUCAGUUUAUAAGAAUCAGAGACGGUGAUAGGUUCUGGUUUGAAAAUACACAAAACGAAUUAUUUACUACAGAUGAAAUACAAAGAAUAAAAGAUCUCACCAUUUAUGACGUGCUUAUGGCUGUUACAAAGAUGGACGCAAAUGACAUACCAAAAUUUGCAUUUAGAGCUCCAAAGAUAAAUGACAGUGAUUUGAUUGCAAAAUGUUCUUUGACAAAAUUCACAACAAAAGGUAGCGAUGGGGAAUUUUAUCAUUUGCAACAGCUGAAUGAAGCACUUUUAAAAGAAAACUGCACUGAACCUGGUACAUACGACUAUAUGAACAACAGUGAAAUCUCAUAUAUAUUUACCUUCAUUGGCAUCGGUACUUUUGUCAUAGGAACUGCCGGUGUUGUAUACUUACUCAUAAAAUUAAAAGAGAAAAAUAUUGGUAAAUUGAAUGCCAGAAAUUUAGAAAAUCAAAGAUAUUCUCUUAAAAAUGAGAAACGUACGAGAUAUCCACAUUUUGUUGUAAAUGAAUGGAUAGGGAAGAAAUAUCCUCUCAGGAAAGUAGUGGUAAUUUUGAAACAAGACAACAAACAGAUCUGCGUGACAUGCUAUGAUGGUAAAGUGCUUCGAGCAUUGGAUUUUACUCAUGGGAAGAGCAAAAUGAAAAUAGUUAACGUCACAGAUGAACCCACGCUGGUUAUACAGUGCAUACACAAUUAUGACUUGGUUUUAAAAUUUGAAACGGAUUACUUAAGGGAUCACUUUUUAAAAGAGUUCAAUGAAUCCUUCAUAGGUGAAGUUCUUGAAACGGAAACGAUAAACUUGAAUUGGAAUUCGGCACUUAAAAUAAUUUUAACCAAGGAUGAUCGCCAAAAAAGAUUGGAAAUGUUCUUCAGAGUAGUUUUCGCUCAAGCUUUCAAAAUAAAACACUCCAAAAAUGAAAUACUUAGAGUAGACGCUUAUGUUGCAAAAGAAGUAAUAGACACUGAGCUGACCAUAUGUGAAUUCGCAGAUUCUCUUAGCAUGAGUUCUAACAAUGAAUUCGUGAAGAGGAUGUUCUCUUUAAUCGACAAGGAUAAAAAUGGUUUCAUAUCUUUCAGAGAAUUUGUAGACUUGCUCAUUAUAUUUGCCAAUGGAGAUGAGGAACAAAAAGCCAAGUUGCUUUUCGACAUGUACGAUAUAGACAGCACUGGUGAACUCAAACAAGAAGACUUUGUUACUAUGAUUAAAUCUUUCUUAGAAACAGUUGGUGGUAAAGUUGAUGACGAGGACAUUCACAAAACUGUGAAUCACAUGUUGGAACAAGCAGGAAUAGCACAUAAAAAAAAUAAUUUGACCUUUGAGGAUUUCAAGAAAAUGAUUGGGGAGGACAUAAAAAAUUUAAAUACGGCCAAACUAGGGUUUAAAGGCAUUAAAAAACAAGACCGUGGAUCGUUUCUACAGGAUGCAAAAACAACCAUAGAAAAUAUUUAUCAGAGUCAUCAGGAAAUUCAAGCUCGGUUUGAAGGACAAAGUAGUACUGAAAAUGGUGGUGAUACGAAUGAAAGCAGAAUUAUUGAUGAGCGUCAAGAAGAAUUGAUAAGAAUUCAGGAUAGAAGUACCACAACGGGAAGAAUUCAUGCAAUAUUGCGAUUUAUAGAGUUAAAGUCUAAAGAGAUUUUUUGGAUGACUCUUUAUACAUUCAUCUUACUCGCUAUUUUUGCUGAAAGGGCCUACUACUAUACCGUUGAGCGAGAGCAUUCUGGAUUAAGGAGGAUAGCCGGAUAUGGAGUGACCAUCACUAGGGGUGCUGCUUCCGCUAUGAUGUUCACUUAUUCUUCAUUAUUAGUAACGAUGUGCAGAAACACUAUUACUUAUUUGAGAGAUACCGUAGUAAACAAUUAUUUUCCUUUUGAUGCAUCUGUUGAAUUUCAUAAGUAUAUUGCUCUUUGGGCAUUUGCAUUCACAAUUAUACACAUCGUAGGCCAUGCUUUCAAUUUUUAUCAUAUAUCGACACAGACAGCAGAUGAUUUGACUUGUCUUUUCAGAAAUUAUUUCCAUUCGACACAUGAACUGCCGAAAUUUCACUACUGGUGCUGGCAAACUAUGACCGGACUUACCGGUGUAUUAGUAACUUUAGUAUUUUGUGUCAUGUAUAUGUUCACACUGCCAAUUAUAAGAAGAAAAAUUUACAAUUGGUUUUGGUACACUCACAACCUUUAUCCCGUAUUUUUUAUAUUACUAAUUUUACAUGGCACUGGAAGACUCAUUCAACCACCUUUUACGUAUUAUUUCCUUCUUGGACCUUUAAUAUUAUUCACACUGGACACAUUGAUAAGCGUUAGCAGGAAGAAAAUUGAAAUUCCGGUAAUACACGCAGAAAUUCUACCUUCCAAUGUUACUAAAUUAGAAUUCCAAAAACCAGAAAAUUUUCAAUACAAAGCUGGUCAAUGGGUUAGAAUAGCUUGUUUAGAACUUAACAGGAGCGAAUACCAUCCGUUUACACUGUCUUCCGCCCCCAACGAAGAAACUUUGACUUUACAUAUUCGUGCGGUGGGGCCAUGGACCAUGCAUAUUAGAAGUAUAUACGAUAAUAGUACCACUAACGAUACAAAACUACCGAAGAUAUAUUUAGACGGUCCUUACGGAGAAGGUCAUCAAGACUGGAACACAUACGAUAUAGCAAUUUUAAUAGGAGGGGGAAUAGGGGUAACACCUUUUGCAAGCAUUUUAAAGGAUGUGUCUUAUAGCGCCAACAAACUAAGAACACGCUGUAAAAAGGUAUACUUCAUUUGGGUGUCUAGGACUCAGAAACAAUUUGAGUGGUUGGUUGACAUAAUAAGAGACGUAGAAUCUAAAGAUACCAAAAAUUUUGUGAGCUGCCACAUAUUCAUAACUCAGUUCUAUGAAAAAUUCGACUUAAGAACUAUUCUGCUGUAUAUUUGUGAACGACACUACCAAAGAGUCGCAAAUAAGUCUUUAUUUACCAAUUUGAGAGCAGUUACACAUUUUGGGCGACCGGAAUUUUCUCAGUUUUUCAGAACUGUGCAAUACAUACACGAGUCGGCCCAACGAAUAGGAGUUUUCAGCUGCGGGCCACCUUCUAUGACAACGGCAGUUGAUCACGCUUGCAGCCAAAUCAAUUUACAAACUGAACAGAGAUUUGAACACCAUUUUAAAAAUUUUUAAUAUGUAUUUUAAACAUUAUAAUGUUUAAGUACAUUUGACUUCAAAUUUAAUUUGA
This is a messenger RNA of Anoplophora glabripennis (Asian longhorned beetle), 4980 nucleotides long. Its product is annotated as dual oxidase 2-like. The transcript is spliced from 20 exons. The record is from RefSeq and is a predicted model, not a curated record. Gene Ontology annotation, cellular component: plasma membrane; NADPH oxidase complex. Gene Ontology annotation, biological process: defense response; superoxide anion generation; response to oxidative stress. Bases 66 to 4925 code for a protein of 1619 amino acids. Lineage: Eukaryota; Metazoa; Arthropoda; Insecta; Coleoptera; Cerambycidae. Gene Ontology annotation, molecular function: heme binding; calcium ion binding; peroxidase activity.